AUGUCGCCCAUCGAUCCCUUGACAACAGAGCCCCUUUUACUGUCCUCCUCCUCAUCAGAAACAACGCCGGUUUCAAAGUCCGCCUCCCUCGUUCAAACUACCCUAACAAUAUCAGGGAUGACAUGCGGCUCUUGCGUCUCUGCAAUCGAGACAAACUUGAAGAAAGUGCCCGGAGUGGAAUCGGUCUCAGUGGCGCUCUUGACCGAGCAAGCCGUUAUCAUUCACGAUGAGGAACAGGCCUCCGUUUACUCGAUUAUCGACCAAAUUGACCUUUGCGGAUUUAAUGCAACCCUAAUGAGUAGCCACCCGUUCGUGAACCCGAAGAAGGAAACACCCGUCAAAACGGAUACCACUCACCUCAACACAGACUCAUCACCCAAACUGCUUGAAAUAUCCUUCAAAGUCGACGGCAUGACCUGCGCCUCGUGCUCAUCUUCAAUCGAAACUCAAAUCAAGAAACUCCCCGGCGUUCAUCUUGUCUCGGUGGCUCUCAUGGCCGGUCGUUGUAAAAUCAGAUGUGAUGCCAAAUCUUGGACAGCGGAUGCACUUCGGUCUGAAAUCGAGGAUCUUGGAUUCGAUGCAGAAGUCCUGUCCGUCGUCGACUUGAAUCCCAGCCUCUCAUCACUUUCCAAAUCACCUCAAGUCUGUUUAAUGGCUGAGAAUCGCUCUCAGCUCAUUAUCAUGGGAAUCUCAAACACACAAGGUGCUCAAGAUUUGGAAGAUUCAAUUGCCAAGAUGCAUGGUGUUCUAUCAUGCCAAAUCCAGUUCAACAACGGAAAUUACACAAUGAACCUCAAUCACAUUCGCUCAAUUGUCCCGCUCCGAACAAUCGUGGAUCACAUUUCUUCGCUUGGCUACGAUCCUCUGAUUGGUAGUGAAAAAUCCGCAACAAAUUCGAUACAGCUUCAAUCUCUUGCGCGGACAAAAGAAGUUGCAAGUUGGCGCCGCGCCUGUUGCUCGGCUGCAUUCUUCGCCGUCCCAGUUUUCUUCUUACAGAUGUUUGUCCCCAUGUUCCCGAAAUCGAACCUUAUCAAGAGAUUCUGCGACUCCUCAAUCAUCUUCCCCGGCUGGUAUCUCGGCGAUUUCCUCUGUCUUUUCUUGUCUCUCCCCGUCCAAUUUGGCGUUGGUCGUCGGUUCUAUCGCCCGGCAUGGAAAUCGCUGCGUCAUGGCACGGCAACCAUGGAUGUUUUGGUUGUUAUCGGCACCAGCUCCGCAUUCGUCUUUUCACUCCUCUCACUUCUGGUUGCACCGUACUUUAUUUCCAGCCGUAGCGUUCCCAGCACAUAUCACCCAACGAUCUUUUUUGACACUUGCACCAUGUUGAUCACUUUCGUCACUCUCGGCCGAUACCUCGAGAAUCUCGCCAAGGGGCAAACCUCUGCAGCACUUUCAAAGUUGUUGUCUCUGUGCCCCCCAUCUGCCACUCUCUACCUCGAUCCUCCCGACUGUACGCAAGAACGGAAACUCCCUACAGAAUUGAUUGAAGUCGGAGACAUCCUCAAAAUCAUUCCUGGGGACAAGAUACCCGCCGAUGGCACUGUUGUUAGCGGAGAGAGCUCAAUCGAUGAGAGUAUGGUUACCGGUGAGGCCAUGCCUGUCUCUAAAGGCGUUGGUGAUCAGGUUAUCGGGGGGACCGUCAACGGCUUCGGGACUUUCAACAUGCUUGUCUCUCGUGCUGGGUCCGAUACGGCGUUGAGUCAGAUCGUCAAAUUGGUCGAGGAGGCGCAAACGUCCAAGGCCCCAAUCCAAGCUUUUGCAGAUACCGUCGCUGGUUAUUUUGUCCCCACCGUCCUGGCGCUUGGUAUGCUGACGUUCGUGGGCUGGAUGGUCAUUUCACACACCAGCAUAAUCGACUACAUCCCACCCCUCAGACGUUUGUUUCUCACCAGUACGGCGCAAGAUGGAAAUGGAGGCGGCAAGUUCAUGACCUGUUUGAAAUUAUGUAUCUCUGUUAUCGUCGUUGCCUGUCCCUGCGCCUUGGGUCUCUCAACACCAACAGCCGUCAUGGUGGGCACUGGAAUCGGAGCUCAGAACGGGAUUUUGAUCAAGGGUGCUGGCCCUUUGGAAGCUGCAAACACGAUCGACAAGAUCAUCCUGGACAAGACUGGCACGUUGACGACGGCUCAGUUGCAAGUUGUUAGCAUCAGAUGGGCUCCCCAUUUGAACGGAGGAAUCGCCGGAAAUGAACAUGACAAGGCCAAGAAGCAAUUGUUGAUGGCUUUGACGGCAACCGAGUCCAGAAGUGAACAUCCAUUGGCCAAGGCAGUUGCGAAGUUUGGAUUGAAGUCUCUAGGGUGGCUCGCAGUGCCUUCAACAGUGCAAGUCAGUGGCUUCGAAAGCUUCACAGGUGCAGGCGUUCGAUGUGGGGUGAAACUGUCGAGUGAUGAAGGAGAAAGUGCCCAUGAGCUUGCAGUCGGAAAUUUCAAGUUUAUUAGCGGCGGACAGGGUACUCCAGAGAUGACCACCGAAGCUACCGGGUCCACUCCAUCAAGACUGCUGGACCCCUCGAUGAAGAGAUUUGAAGUUGAACACGAAGAUCAAGGACACACGUGCAUCUUUGUUGAAUUCGACGGUCAACUGGCCUGCAUGAUCGCAUUGGCCGAUUUGCUCAAGCCGGAGGCACAACAAGCUGUAGAAGCUUUCAGAAAGAUGGGGAUGAGUGUCAUAAUGGUCACAGGAGACCAUCGACGCACUGCACUCGCGAUAGCCAGCCAGGUUGGUAUUCCGCCCCAAGACGUUUACGCCUCAGUCUCACCAGAAGGUAAAAGAUCGAUCGUCGAGCAAAUGAAAGAAGAACACAUCGAUUCCUCGUCCCCAAGAGAUCGUCAACCGAACUCUAAAGCCAAGCGUCCUUGUCGAGUCGCUAUGGUGGGCGAUGGGAUCAAUGAUUCGCCUGCCCUGGCUUGCGCUGACUUGGGCAUCGCCAUGUGUUCCGGUACCGACAUCGCAAUGGAAGCUGCUGAUAUCAUACUCAUGAAAUCUAACUUAUUGGAUGUCGUCUCAGCCAUCGAUUUAUCCAGAAGAGUUUUCAGACAGAUCAGAUUAAAUUUCUUGUGGGCAAGUGUUUACAACUUGAUUGGAAUCCCAUUAGCGAUGGGAUUCUUCCUACCAUGGGGGAUCCAUUUGCAUCCGAUGAUGGCCGGUGCUUGCAUGGCGUUCUCCUCGGUCUCGGUGGUGUGCUCGUCGUUGACGCUGCGGUUCUGGACCAAGCCUAUGAUCGCCCUGCGGCCUGACGAAGAGUUCGUCCGGGCCGGCCCCUUGAUCGAGCUUCGAACUUCCCUACGUCGCCAGCUCUCAGGUCUAGGUGCUCGCAAUCCAUUCAAGUCCCUUGGUACCGCCUUCCUUAGCCCCAUCCGCGCGAUUCUUGCCGGUUCCCGCCACGCCCGUUCUGGUUCUUCAGCCUACUAUAGCCCCGUCUUGGAUACUGAUGUCGAGAAUGAGGAACUGCUGCCCAUGACUGCCGUGUAA
Molecule: messenger RNA, 3468 nt
Organism: Puccinia triticina
Lineage: Eukaryota; Fungi; Basidiomycota; Pucciniomycetes; Pucciniales; Pucciniaceae
Exons: 4
Coding region: 1-3468 (1155 amino acids)
Biological process (GO): monoatomic cation transport; copper ion homeostasis
Cellular component (GO): membrane
Molecular function (GO): P-type divalent copper transporter activity; ATP binding; ATP hydrolysis activity
Source: RefSeq, a predicted model, not a curated record